Molecule: messenger RNA, 2054 nt
Organism: Coffea eugenioides
Lineage: Eukaryota; Viridiplantae; Streptophyta; Magnoliopsida; Gentianales; Rubiaceae
Product: berberine bridge enzyme-like 18
Exons: 1
Coding region: 19-1827 (602 amino acids)
Molecular function (GO): oxidoreductase activity; FAD binding
Source: RefSeq, a predicted model, not a curated record
UUCAAAUUGAAUUUAGGUAUGAAAAGUCAAUUGAUCUCAUCCUACAACUCGCCUACUAGAUUGCUUGACUUUUUUUUUCUGUCAGCAAUCCUUACAAAAAAGAAGCCUUUAGAAAACUGUAAACGCUGUAGCAGGAGUAUAAACUAUCAUCAAGGAUAUUGUAGUGCAUUCUUGAAGUUAAUCAUAAGAACCUUCCCAAUAAUGGAGACUACUCCAAGCACCAAAGUUCCAUGCAUAUUUCUUUGUUCAUUAGUUCUUAUUUUCUCAAUGCCAUGGAGCACUAAAGCUCAAAUUCAUGAGAGAUUUCUUCGGUGUCUUCAUUCUCAGAACAAUGACUCAAUCUCCCAAGUCAUUUAUACGCCAACAAACACUUCGUAUAAUUCUGUUCUGCAAUCUUCCAUACAGAACAUAAGAUUUUUAUCUCCCAUGGAAAGAAAGCCAUUGGUCAUAGUUACGCCACUGAGCAAUUUUCACGUUCAGUUAGUUGUUAAUUGUGCAAAAUCCAAUGACUUACAGAUCAGAGUUAGAUCAGGAGGCCAUGAUUACGAGGGUCUUUCUUAUCUUUCCUAUUAUCUCCAGCCAUUUGUUAUUGUUGAUAUGAGGAAUCUGAGUAGAAUAUCCAUCGAUACUGAGAGUAAAACGGCCUGGAUUGGAGCUGGAGUAGGCCUUGGCAAACUCUAUCAUGCAAUUGCUGAGAAGAGCCCCAAUCUUGGCUUUCCAGCAGGUACAUGUCCUACCGUAGGAGCAGGUGGACACAUUAGUGGGGGAGGAGAAGGCACGUUGACGCGAAAAUAUGGCCUAGCUGCUGACAAUGUCAUUGAUGCUAAAAUUGUGAAAGCGGAUGGAGCAAUUCUUGAUAGAAAAUCAAUGGGAGAGGAUCUUUUCUGGGCUAUUAGAGGUGGAGGAGGAGCCAGUUUUGGAGUAAUUCUUGCGUACAGGAUCCAAUUGGUAUCCGUUCCAUCGAUAGUUACUGUUUUUUCAGUCAACAGAUCUUUAGAACAGAACGCAACCAAGCUUGUCCACCUGUGGCAACAAAUUGGAUAUAGGCUUGAUCGAGACUUACUCAUCAGAGUUUUUAUUACACAGGCGAGGAGUGGUGGAAAAUUAACAGUUCAAGCUGCAUUUCAAUCUUUGUACCUCGGAACAGUUGCCAAGCUUCUACCACUGAUGCAAGAAAGCUUCCCUAUGCUGGGAUUGCGCAAAGAAGACUGCACAGAGUUGAGCUGGAUUGAGUCUGCUCUUUAUUUUGCUGAUCUCCCAAGUGGAUCAACUGUAGAUGAUUUGGUACGCAGCACUCCAUAUCCCAAAAAUUAUUACAAAAACAAAUCAGACUACGUAGUCGAGCCCAUCUCUGAAGUUGCAUUGGAAGGAUUGUGGAAAAGACUCUUCGAAGAAGGGGCUGAGGCAGGUAUGCUUAUCCUUUCACCAUCUGGUGGAAGGAUGUUUGAGAUUUCAGACUCUGAAACUCCAUAUCCACACAGAGCUGGAAACAUAUACCAGAUUCAGCAUAUCGCUUCUUGGACUGAAGAGGAGAAUGCAAACUCACAAAGAUACAUAGAUUGGAUCAGGAGGCUUUACAAAUACAUGGCUCCAUUUGUUUCCAAAUGUCCCAGAGCUGCAUACCUGAAUUAUAGAGAUUUGGACUUGGGAACCAACAUGGAAGGCAACACCAGUUUUGCACAAGCUAGUGUCUGGGGUAUGAAGUAUUUUAAGAAAAAUUUCUACAGGUUGGCCCAUGUGAAGCAGGAGGUUGAUCCAAGCAAUUUUUUCAGAUAUGAGCAGAGCAUCCCUCCUUUCUUAUCCUCGAUUAAAUGGAGAAAUGCUUAAAGGAUUGGUGCAUAAAAACAUAUAUGAAAAGGUCAUCUAUAAGAAAUAACUACAUAUGGGUACAACUACAGUUAGCUUAGGUCAGUAUGUGUUUUCUUUUGUAUACUUGAUACAGUUGUGUAGUUUAGUAAACUUGGAAAUAUGUAAUACAUCUGUGUAGAUGUUUGAUUAUGUUAGUGCUGUAUACUAGAUACACUUUGUGGUUUAAUAAACUUCGAAAUAUGUAA